Messenger RNA from Periophthalmus magnuspinnatus, 1472 nucleotides. RefSeq lists its product as uncharacterized. The record is from RefSeq and is a predicted model, not a curated record. Bases 65 to 1150 code for a protein of 361 amino acids. The transcript is spliced from 4 exons. NCBI's taxonomy places the organism in Eukaryota, Metazoa, Chordata, Actinopteri, Gobiiformes, Gobiidae. Gene Ontology annotation, molecular function: ubiquitin binding.
AGACGAACACGGAAGUUCUGUUUUGAAAAGAAUCCGCGAAGUGUGCGCGCAUGGAGAGGUGAAAAUGAGCCAGAUCCACCGCAAACUGAAGCUCAAACGAAAGAAGUCCUGUGCGAAUCCCGAGCUGCCCUACCCGGAGAAACAGCGGGGUGUGAGACCGCGGUCAGAGAGAGAAGACGCGCAGGCUGCAGGGCCAGUGCUCCCCUCUGCUCCUGGCCCUGCCUGUGUCUCUGCCCCUGCCCCUGGCCCUGCUCCUGCGUCUGCUCUGGGCUCUCUCUGCUCUGGGGUGGACAGACUAUGGGUGCUGUCACUCAGCUGGAUCCUGCAGGAGCUUCAUGACCCCUCGGGACAGGUGCCUGAGCUACCCCCUCCCUCUGCUGCUACCCCCCUGCCUCGUCCCUCCCCUGCACACUGGGGCCUUACUGAUGAGAUCCCCCCCUUUCCAGAGCCCUCUUCCUCUGUCCAGUCAUGUCCCGAGUCUGACGCACCCAUGGACUGUUUGGACAGCCAAGACAUAUUCUUGUCCCCCGACACUGCUGCUGUGGCACCUUUAAUCCAGCAGAGGGACACCUGCGCACCUAAAGCUCUACUUCCACAGAGCCAAAGGGGCAGAGAUGCACCAUGGACUUCGGGGAGGACAGAGGAGACAGGAACGACGGACGGGACAGGGAUGAUGGAGGGGCCAUGGAGGAGGACUGGGAGGCUAGGAGUUACAGAGAGAACAGGGAGGAUAGAGGAGGCACAAGGGGGGGCACGAGGGACGAAUAAAAGAGGUGAGAUGAAGGGGACAUGGAUAACAGGAGAGACAGGCAGGACAGAGGGGAUAAAGGGGACUGGAGAGACGGGGAGAACAGAGAUGUUGUAUACAGAUGGGACAGGAGGGAAAGGAAGAAUAGAAAGCACAGGGGGGACAGAGGGGACAAGGAGGACCAGUCAGUUAGGGGGGACUGAGAUGUUGUGUACUGAGGAAACAGGUAGGAUAGGAAGGUUAGGGGGGGCAGGAGGGACAGGGGGGACAGAAGGAGCAGAGGAGCUGUUGGCGAGCUGCCCCAUGUGCUUGAUGGUCUUCAGUCUGGGACUCUCGCAGCUGGACCGGGAUAGUCACCUGGCUCAGUGUCUGUCUGAUGUCAACAUUGACGUGACCUGGUGAGUAGCCCUGAGCACCAGGAGGGGGCGCUAUGGAGGGACGUCCAAAGAUGAAACUGCAAACUGUGAGAGGAUGCCCUCAAGAUGGAAAUAAAACAAGACCUACAGACACAGAAGGAGACUGGGAAUCACACAACCUUCUCUCUUAAUAGUAUAUCCCUCUGUUUAAGUACUUCACAGGAGCCACAUGUUACAUGUCACUAUAAUUCAAACAGCUGACGAAGCUCGCUCAGAAUCCUGAAACUAGUUACAACACUGUUCUGUUCCUUAUUAGCCCUGACCAAAAUAUAUUACUUGUUACAAAUUAAAAUAUGACACGUGCCUUA